Molecule: messenger RNA, 1659 nt
Organism: Cajanus cajan (pigeon pea)
Lineage: Eukaryota; Viridiplantae; Streptophyta; Magnoliopsida; Fabales; Fabaceae
Product: cytochrome P450 94B3
Molecular function (GO): monooxygenase activity; heme binding; oxidoreductase activity, acting on paired donors, with incorporation or reduction of molecular oxygen
Source: RefSeq, a predicted model, not a curated record
UCUCACAGACAGACCCUAACACAAGGGGAUAAUAUUUGAGUAAAGUUUGUCAAACAAACACUCACAAGCCAUGCUUAUUUUCUUCUUUGUUUUUCUCGGGUCCAUAAGCUUAGGCUUGGGGUUUCUCCUUCUCUUCAACGAGCUACAGCAACAACAACAACAACGUUAUCAUAACCAUGCACCUCCUUCACACCCCAUCAUUGGAUGCCUCAUUUCCUUUUACCAAAACCGCCACCGUCUCCUCGAUUGGUACACCCACCACUUGGCCCAAUCGCCUACGCAAACCAUCGUCGUGCACCGCCUCGGCGCGCGCCGCACGGUGGUGACGGCGAACCCCCACAACGUGGAGUACAUCCUGAAGACCAACUUCGCCAACUUCCCCAAAGGCAAACCCUUCACCGAAAUCCUCGGCGACCUUCUCGGCUGCGGCAUAUUCAACGUCGACGGCGAGUUGUGGCACGCGCAGCGCAAGUUAGCCAGCCACGAGUUCACCACGCGCUCCCUCAGAGACUUCAUCGUCAAAACCCUCAACGAAGAGGUUCACAAUAGGCUUCUCCCACUCUUGGAUUGGGCCGCACGUGGGAGCCACGUGAUCGACCUUCAAGACGUGCUGCGGAGACUCACCUUUGAUACGGUCUGCAAGGUGUCCUUAGGGCACGACCCGUGCUGUUUGGAUUUGUCGAAGCCCUUGCCGCCACUCUUGACGGCGUUCGACACGGCUUCGGAGGUGAGCGCGGCGCGUGGGGCCGCGCCGGUGUUUGUGGUGUGGAAGAUGAAGAGGAUGUUUGACAUGGGGUCGGAGAAGUCGAUGAAGGAAGCGGUGAAGCUGGUGCACGAUUCGGUGACGGAGAUUAUAGUAACAAAGAAGAAGGAUAUAAAGAAGGGGAAAAAAAGCAUGGAUUUGCUUGUUCGGUUGUUGGAGGCGGGGCAAUCGGAAACGUUGGUAAGAGACAUGGUUAUAAGCAUGAUAAUGGCGGGGAGGAACACGACUUCGGCGGCGAUGACGUGGCUGUUUUGGUUGCUAUCGAAGCAGCGAGAGGAAGAGGAGGUGAUAGUGAAAGAGGUGAGUGAGAAGGGUUUGCGUUUGGACUACGAGUGGUUGAAAGAGAUGAGGUUUCUGAAGGCGUGUUUGUGCGAGUCCAUGAGGCUGUACCCUCCGGUUGCGUGGGACUCGAAGCAUGCGAUUGGUGCUGACGUGUUACCCGAUGGGACUCGCGUGGGGAAAGGGGAUAGGGUUACUUAUUUUCCGUAUGGGAUGGGGAGAAUGGAAGCUCUGUGGGGGAAGGACUGUUUGGAGUUUAAACCCCAACGGUGGUUCCAUGAAGAUAAUGUUGAUAAUGGAAUUGUGAAGAGUGUGAGUCCUUACAAGUUUGCGGUGUUUCUGGCGGGUCCUAGAGUGUGUCUUGGGAAGGAAAUGGCUUUCAUUCAGAUGGAGUAUGUGGUGGCUUCUGUUCUUAAGUCCUUUGUUAUUUCGCCGGUUUCUGAUGAGCGCCCGCGUUUUGUUCCUCUACUGGCGGCUCAUAUGGCUGGGGGUUUCAAAGUCAGGGUAUACAACAGAUCAACUGGAGCUGAGACUGAGAAAUGAGAGUGAAACCGUGUGCUGGCUUCUUGGGUUUAGUUGUUGGAAAUUGUGGUGUUCAUUAAUGUGUUAAUGUGUAU